Knipowitschia caucasica is the source of this 189-nucleotide messenger RNA. Lineage: Eukaryota; Metazoa; Chordata; Actinopteri; Gobiiformes; Gobiidae. The record is from the annotation of a GenBank genome assembly.
AUGCCCACCAUCCUUCAGUCUGGACCAGGACUCUGUGUCUGUGGGUCUGCGGGUCUUCGGUCCAACAGAGGAUCAGUCCUGAACAUCCAACAGAGGAUCAGUCCUGAACAGUCUGUGGGUCUUCAGUCCAACAGAGCAUCAGUCCUGAACAGUCUGUGGGUCUUCAGUCCAACAGAGGAUCAGUCCUGA